This is a messenger RNA of Drosophila bipectinata, 452 nucleotides long. RefSeq lists its product as uncharacterized. Lineage: Eukaryota; Metazoa; Arthropoda; Insecta; Diptera; Drosophilidae. The record is from RefSeq and is a predicted model, not a curated record.
UCGAGGUUAAAGGUUAAAAUGUGGCGUCUUCGUAAAUGUUGCUGCUUCUUGGGAUUGCGCAAGGGAUGCAUCCUGAUCGCCAUCUUGGACUUCUUCACGAAUGUCCUGGUGCUGAAUUUUGCAGAAACCAAGUUCAUCGGUCACAUUGAACAGGCUGUGGCCAUUUGUCACUGCAUUGGAUGCAUUUUUCUUCUAGGUGGAGCUCUGAUAAAAUCGAAUGUCCUGUUGAUGUUUUUUCUUAUAACCAGCCUAACGAACUACCUCAUCCUGAUCGUCUACUGUGUCACCAUCCUAAUUUCAGGACAAGAAUACGCCACAGCCACAGCUGCCUCCUGUACCGUCUAUAUUUGCUUUGGAGUCUACUUUUGGAUUGUGGUCUAUUCGUUCUAUGUCGAAAUCAGAACACCCACCGAUGUUUAUGAGGUUUAAAUUAUUGAAUACACUAUUUUGCU